Vitis riparia (riverbank grape) is the source of this 1775-nucleotide messenger RNA. RefSeq names its product malate dehydrogenase [NADP], chloroplastic. Bases 123 to 1436 code for a protein of 437 amino acids. Lineage: Eukaryota; Viridiplantae; Streptophyta; Magnoliopsida; Vitales; Vitaceae. The transcript has 14 exons. Gene Ontology annotation, molecular function: L-malate dehydrogenase (NADP+) activity; L-malate dehydrogenase (NAD+) activity. The record is from RefSeq and is a predicted model, not a curated record. Gene Ontology annotation, biological process: oxaloacetate metabolic process; malate metabolic process; tricarboxylic acid cycle.
CCUCUGCUCUCUUGCUCCUCUGGCUCGACUCGAUCCUCACCCUUCUUAUAUAGAUAUAUAUUUAUAUUCUCCAUCUUUAUCUUUUUGUAUUUUCUCUCUCAAGCUCUUUUUCUGUUGCUGCCAUGGCUCUAGCAGACCUAUCACCUUCAUACGCCAACACCCAACUCCACUUACACUCCUCUCAGCUCUCAUUCCUAUCAACCCAUCUCUCUUUCCACCGUCGCCACUCUCUUCGCCCGCUUCCUCGAACCCGGAAUGCCAGAAUCUCUUGUUCCGUCACCUCCAAUGAAGCUCCGGUGGCUGUGCAGGCCCAAGAUCAAAAGAUCAAGCCCGAGUGCUAUGGGGUCUUCUGCACCACAUAUGAUCUCAAGGCGGAAGAGGAAACAAAAUCCUGGAAGAAAUUAAUUAACAUUGCAGUCUCGGGUGCUGCUGGGAUGAUAUCUAAUCACCUGCUUUUCAAACUUGCAGCUGGUGAGGUUUUUGGGCCAGAUCAACCUAUUGCAUUUAAGCUAUUGGGAUCAGAACGGUCCUUUAAAGCCCUUGAAGGAGUUGCUAUGGAACUGGAAGAUUCCUUAUUUCCUUUGUUGAGGGAGGUGAGUAUUGGCAUUGAUCCUUAUGAAGUGUUCCAAGAUGUAGAAUGGGCCCUUCUGAUUGGAGCUAAGCCUCGAGGGCCUGGGAUGGAACGAGCAGACUUAUUAGAUAUAAAUGGGCAGAUUUUUGCUGAACAGGGAAAAGCUCUCAAUGCUGUGGCAUCCCGUAAUGUCAAAGUGAUGGUAGUGGGCAACCCCUGCAACACCAAUGCAUUGAUAUGUAUGAAAAAUGCUCCAAACAUACCUGCAAAGAACUUUCAUGCUUUGACUAGGUUAGAUGAGAAUAGAGCAAAAUGUCAGCUGGCUCUCAAAGCAGGUGUCUUCUAUGAUAAAGUAUCAAAUGUAACCAUUUGGGGGAAUCACUCGACCACUCAGGUCCCGGACUUUCUAAAUGCUAGAAUUAAUGGCUUGCCCGUCAAAGAGGUCAUCAAGGACAUCAAAUGGUUGGAGGAGGAGUUCACUGAAAAAGUCCAGAAGAGAGGUGGUGUGUUGAUUCAGAAAUGGGGGAGAUCUUCUGCUGCAUCAACUGCCGUGUCCAUCGUUGAUGCCAUGAAGUCUCUAGUAACUCCCACCCCUGAGGGUGAUUGGUUCUCUUCUGGAGUUUAUACCACCGGAAAUCCUUAUGGUAUAGCAGAGGGUAUUGUUUUCAGCAUGCCAUGCCGAUCAAAAGGAGAUGGUGACUAUGAACUUGUCAAGGAUGUAAUAUUUGAUGAAUACCUCCUCAAGCGAAUAACCAAGACAGAAGCUGAGUUGCUUGCUGAAAAGAGAUGUGUUGCCCAUCUUACUGGGGAGGGUAUUGCUUUCUGUGAUCUACCUGAGGACACAAUGCUUCCUGGAGAAAUGUAGGUCGGGCUCAACAGAUACAUCCCACAGAUACCCUAAACCAAUGCCUGGUGAGAAAGCAGGAUGUAAUCAGAAGUAUGCUUCUUUACACUAUAAAAUUAUGCACAAUAAGUGUGCAAAUGAUUUAGUAGUAACUAGUAAGAAAUGUGGCAAUUUUUCGUCGGGUCAAUGAAAAUAAUGGAAAUGUAAGUCUCCAAAUAUAUAUUUGGGAGGAUGGAUCAUCAUGCCUGUUCUUUGGCCUGCCCAAGCAGGUACUGAAAACCUCAAAUUCCUGUCUUAUAAUUCUUAUAUCGACAAGGUUCACAUGUACCUGUAAUUUCCUUCUAGCUCUUUGUUCCCUUC